CGCAGGUUCCUGGGGCUCGGAACGUCAGUGAGCUCGUCUGUUUCCUUGGGACUCUUGCGCGCGAUUGCACUUUCACAACAUCAUUCUGUUGCCUUGCGUGUUGUCGUGGUUGCUGUCGCGGCUCAAUCGAACUUCUAAUAUGUCUCUGUCAGCACCAUCAAGGGAAAUGCUGCUUCUAUCUCGGCAAUUGGGUCGCCAAUGCCUCCGCGCGCACGCACUGCGGCCCCGCAACCGCAACCCGGUUCUCUCUGGCUCUGGGCCUUCGACGAGACGAACGGUUGCAACUUUCAACACGCCGCACCACGCCGGUGCCAUAUCCGUAAUCAAGAGCAACGUCGAUACGAGCUCCGAUGAAUACAAGGAAAACGAGAAGCUUAUGGGCGAGGCCAUGGCCCGGCUGGAUGCGCUCACCAAGAAGGUGCAGCAGGGUGGCUCGGCAAAGGCGAGGGAGAAGCACCUGGCGCGCAAGAAGAUGCUGCCCAGGGAUCGAGUCACGGCGCUCAUUGAUCCCGGGACUACAUUUCUAGAGUUGUCGCCCCUGGCCGGCCACGAGCUGUACCCCGAGGCUGAGGUUCCGGCAGGCGGUGUCGUCGCCGGUGUUGGUGUCGUCGAGGGCGUCACCUGCAUGAUUGUCGCCAACGAUAGCACGGUCAAGGGCGGGACCUACUACCCGAUCACGGUGAAGAAGCAUCUCAGGGCGCAGGCCGUUGCGCAGGAAAACAAGCUCCCCUGCAUCUACCUCGUCGACUCGGGCGGUGCAAACCUCCCGCACCAGGCGGACGUCUUCCCUGACCGCGAACACUUCGGGCGCAUCUUCUUCAACCAGGCGCGCAUGUCGGCCGCGGGGAUACCCCAGAUCGCGGUUGUCAUGGGCCCCUGCACAGCCGGCGGCGCCUACGUCCCAGCCAUGAGUGACGAGAGCAUCAUCGUGCAAGAGCAGGGCCACAUCUUCCUCGCGGGGCCGCCACUCGUCAAGGCGGCCACGGGCGAGGUCGUCAGCCCGGAGGACCUCGGAGGUGGCAAGAUGCACUCGUCGGUCUCGGGCGUGACAGACUACCUGGCCGUGGACGAUGCGCACGCCAUUGUGCUCGCGCGGCGCUCCAUCAGUAACCUCAAUUGGCCGACCAAAGCCACCUCGACGACACCGAGCUUCUCGGAGCCUCUCUACGACCCCUCAGAACUCCUCGGCAUCGCCUCCACCAACCUGCGCAAGCCGCUCCCAAUCCACGAGGUCAUCGCCCGCAUCGUCGACGGCUCCGCCUUCGCCGAGUUCAAGCGCGACUACGGCACGACGCUCGUGACGGGCUUCGCCAACAUCUACGGCCACCGCGUAGGCAUCGUAGCCAACAACGGCAUCCUCUUCAGCAGCUCGUCGCUCAAGGGCGCGCACUUCAUCGAGCUGUGCGCGCAGCGCGGCAUCCCGCUCGUCUUCCUGCAGAACAUCAGCGGCUUCAUGGUCGGCAAGGACGCCGAGCGCGAGGGGAUCGCCAAGAACGGCGCCAAGCUGGUCACGGCCGUCGCGUGCGCCGACGUGCCCAAGUUCACCGUCGUCGUCGGCGGCAGCUACGGCGCCGGCAACUACGGCAUGUGCGGCCGCGCCUACUCCCCGCGCUUCCUGUGGAUGUGGCCCAACGCGAAGAUCGGCGUCAUGGGCGGCGAGCAGCUCGCCAGCGUUAUGGAGACGGUCGGGCAGAAGGCCGAUACCGGGUUGAAGGAGCGCAUUGACAGGGAGAGUGAUUGCGUGUUCUCGUCGGCGCGGUUGUGGGACGACGGCGUUAUUCCUCCGGCGCAUACACGGCAAUAUCUGGGUCUGGGUUUGAACGCGGCGAUGGGCGGUCGGAAUGUUGUUGCCCCGGGGCAGACCAAGUUUGGUGUCUUCAGGAUGUAAACUCUGGCGAGCGUGUCCACGUACCACCUAAAUGUCCACAAUCGUCAAAGCAACGAAUCCAUUGAAACUCCAACGUGCCAGCUGUAAGGUACAUCACUGGUCGAGCUGGCUUCGUGUCUCCGGGUCGGUCAAGAAUAAUCGUGGUCGGACAUACCGAUCGGCCAACAGCUGUCUCACGGCAUGUCGGGGCUCCCGCCCGUGUUCC
Molecule: messenger RNA, 2093 nt
Organism: Chaetomium fimeti
Lineage: Eukaryota; Fungi; Ascomycota; Sordariomycetes; Sordariales; Chaetomiaceae
Product: carboxyl transferase domain-containing protein
Exons: 3
Coding region: 140-1888 (582 amino acids)
Biological process (GO): L-leucine catabolic process
Cellular component (GO): mitochondrion; methylcrotonoyl-CoA carboxylase complex
Molecular function (GO): methylcrotonoyl-CoA carboxylase activity
Source: RefSeq, a predicted model, not a curated record